This is a messenger RNA of Erythranthe guttata (spotted monkey flower), 1012 nucleotides long. The record is from RefSeq and is a predicted model, not a curated record. Lineage: Eukaryota; Viridiplantae; Streptophyta; Magnoliopsida; Lamiales; Phrymaceae.
CGUCGUUUCUUCCUAGCCAAACGGAGCAAUUAAUUUUGUCCAUUAUUUAUUUAUUUAUUUUUAAUAAGUUUCCCAAACGAUUUGAAAUUACGAACUCCGAAUCCAACAGACAACAGUGGCGCGGCGGGACACACGCACUGCAAAUCCACCUCCGAUUCGUCUCUACUCGUUCAGAUAUCUAGAGAGAGAAAGCAACGCCGGUGCGUUAGAGAGAGAUAGAGAAGAAUACUCUCAUCAAUGGACAAUUCGAACGAAGAAUUCGAACCCCUCUUUGAUUACACGCGGAUUCAGCCGUACAGCGUCGUUUGCCUCGACGAUGAUAGUCAGGACGAAUCGCCGGUGUUUUUCCCCAAGAAACGGAGAAUCUCAGAUCCUCAAGUACAAUCGACUUUGAAGGCGCUGAGGUUGAAAAGGCAGGAGUUGGCAUCUUUUGCUCAGUCAGCAGAGGAAAUGGUCAGAGCUGUUGAAGAAUCUGUAAGAAAAGACCUUGAUGCUGCUUUACAGUCUUCUCCAAAGAGUGUUGCUAAGGAGCCAGUGGAGCCGCCUCCUUCUGAUCGGGAAAAACUUGUUAUAUCCAUCCAGGAUAAAGAUGGCCUUAAACAAUUUCGUGUUUACAUGGAUGAUAAAUUCGAGCGCCUUUUUAAGAUGUAUGCAGACAGAAUUAAGGUCGAUACGAAAAACUUGGUUUUCUGCUUUGACGGGGAUAAAAUCAAUCCAGCUGCAACACCUAAUAGCCUUGAAAUGGAAGAAAAUGACAUCAUAGAAGUUCAUGUCAAGUCAACUUGAUCUAAUCUAUUAAGGUUGCCAAAAAUGCACAAGCUGAAAAGUCGUACUAGAGGAAUGCAAUUAUCGUCUCGAUGAGUUGUAUACCAAUCUUUUUUUUUGUUUUUGUUUUCGUCUCCUACAAAUGUAAAUUGAUGAAUAAUUUUUUUUUCCCUGGAUAUUUUUCGUUAAAACUGUUGGUCGAAAACGCUCGGUAACGAUUUUACGUCUUAUAUCAUCGUAUUACAAA